This is a messenger RNA of Ascoidea rubescens DSM 1968, 2523 nucleotides long. RefSeq names its product mitogen-activated protein kinase kinase PBS2 (gene PBS2). Gene Ontology annotation, molecular function: MAP kinase kinase activity; ATP binding. The transcript has a single exon. Gene Ontology annotation, biological process: cellular hyperosmotic response; protein phosphorylation; MAPK cascade. Bases 37 to 2439 code for a protein of 800 amino acids. NCBI's taxonomy places the organism in Eukaryota, Fungi, Ascomycota, Saccharomycetes, Ascoideales, Ascoideaceae. The record is from RefSeq and is a predicted model, not a curated record.
CCCAUCUUCAUCCAUCUUGUUCUGAAUCUGCUAACCAUGAUAAAGAAUCCAUCUUUCCAGCAAUCUUUGGAUACGGAAUCCACCUCUUCUUCUCUUUUGAAUUUGUCUAUCAAGGAUCCUGCUCCAAUAUCUUCUUCGUCCUCUUCUUCUCCUGUCCCCGAUAUCAAACCUGAUAACAAAAUCAAUCACAUUUCAUCUCCCAACUACUUUGUUCAAGCAAAAAUUGCUAGUGACUUUGACAAUGAUAAUCAUGAUAAUGAUCAUGAUCACUCAGAAAAAGCUGAUGAUGAACUUAAAUACACUAGCUUUUUAAGGAAACCAACUGAUUCCUCAACAGCCAUCAAAACCAGCAAUACUAUCAUCGGAUUGUCUCCAUCGGGUGGGCCUCCUAUUCCUCCUCAACUUCGAACUCAUCUGAAUGGCUCUAUUGCCUCAACAAACAGCCAGACUAGAUCAAAUCGAAGUAAUUCUAUCGGCUCCAAUCACUUUAAUAUUCAUGGUAAUUUUCCUUCUUCAAACAAUCCCAAUAGCAUCAACAAUCCUUAUAGAGUCAAUAUCACCACUUCUAAUAACUCUCCUAACAAUUCUACUCAAAAUCUCUCAAAUAGAUCCCCCAGCAGCAUUCCUCAUAAUUUCCUAACAAGACUGCAAAACAAUUCCUCAAACAGUAUUGCAAAUAGAUCUCCCAAUAGUAUACCACCCAAUCUUCUAAAUAGACUGUCAAACAGUCACCCAAACAUUUCAGGAAUGCCAGGUGUUCCUUCACAAAACCUUUUAAAUAACAAAAACCCACAAUUACAAAGAUAUUCUUCAAUGUCUCCUCCAGCUGGCCCAAGAAAUAAUACAAACUCUUCUCAACCAUUGCUCUCUUCAAACAAUCACUUUCCCCCAUCCAUAAAAAACAAAAAAACAUUGUCCGAACGAAGAAACUUACAUUUCAAACUUCCAUUCAGUGAUUCCAAUGUUAAUUCCAACAAUAAUUUCAACACAAAUUCCAAUACCAAUUUCAAUAAUAAUUCCAAUAAUGAUUCCAAUAAUAAUUUCAAUAAUAAUUCCACUACCAAUUUAAAUUAUUCAAACAAUUUUAAUAAUUUUAACAAUUUUAGUCCCAAUUCUCAGAACAGCAUAAAGGUUAGUAAUAAUAUGCCAAGGAUGAAUAUCAGUCCUCCAAUUCCUAAUUCCUUGAGGAAUUUUCCUAAAAAGAACAAUAAAUUUCAAAAACUUUACAACACAAAAUUGGAUUUAUCCUCUGAUGGUAAUUUCAACUCAAAUAUUUCUUCGACAAUUAAUUCCAAUAGAAUUCCAAAAGGUGAAAACAACAACAACAACAGCAACUACACCAUCAAAAGACCAAAUUCUUUUAACAACAACAUCAACAACAGCAACAAUAAUAAUAACACCAAUUCCAUUUUCAGCGGUCAAUUUCAAGAUUAUUCAAAUUAUUUAGAUAAAAGUGGCUCUCUUAAUUUUUCUGGAAAAGCCUCUUUGCAUUCAGAUGGUAUUGAGUUUUCUUCUGGUACUUCUUUCAAUGUAUCUCUAAGUGACUUCAAAAUGAUAUCUGAGUUAGGCAGUGGUAAUUAUGGGACAGUUAAGAAGGUUUUACACACAACUUCUAAUGUUACAAUGGCCAUCAAAGAAGUCCAUCUAGAAUUGGAUGAAGCCCGAAUUAAACAAAUUAUAAUGGAACUAGAAGUCCUACACAACUGCAAUUCUCGGUUCAUAGUCGACUUUUUUGGUGCCUUUUUCGUUGAGGGAAAUGUUUGUAUGUGUAUUGAAUAUAUGGAUGGUGGAUCCAUUGAUCAGGUCUAUUUUGAAGGCUUUGAUGAACCAUAUUUAGCCAUUGUAACCAAGAGUGUUGUAUUGGGGCUAAAACAACUAAAAGAUGAUCAUAAUAUCAUUCACAGAGAUGUUAAACCCACAAAUAUUUUGGUAAAUACCAAAGGAAAAGUCAAACUAUGUGAUUUCGGUGUUUCGGGGAAUUUGGUUGCUUCUUUGGCUAAAACUAAUGUUGGUUGUCAAAGCUACAUGGCACCCGAAAGAAUCAAAAACAAAAACGAAUACACCAUCCAAUCAGAUGUUUGGUCAUUGGGAAUUUCUAUUGUUGAAAUUAGCGAUGGUCAAUAUCCUUACAAAAUUGAAUCCACGAAUAUAUUUAAUGUUAUUGCUCAAAUUAUAGAUGGCGAUCCUCCUAAAUUCAAGAACCCUAACAUUAGCGAAGAUGCAAAAGAUUUUAUCCUGAAAUGUUUGAAAAGAGAUCCAAAAUUAAGACCAACAUAUAAUGAUUUAUUAAAGCAUAAGUGGUUGAAUACCUAUAUGGAUGUUGACGAUCCAGACUACAGCAAAGAUAAUGGUUUAAUACCUGUUGAAAUGGCAAAGUACAUUACCAAAAGAGUUGAACGAAGAGAAAAAAUCAGAAAAGAAAAAUUAAAUAGAGCAUAAUAAGGCCUUAUAAUAAAAUGGAAAAAUCAAAAUUUUUCUGCAUUUUUUUUAAACUAAGUUUUUGAUUAUAUUUUUUUUUGUUUU